ACAGUUAAGAUUCGAGGAGGGCUAUCUGGAUAUUCGAUAUUUAAUGGAAUAAAAUUUAAGGCCGGAAUCUAAACGUAUGUUACCUGUCACGGCAACAUGAUAUAAUUCAACAUGCACGACUUUCCGACCAAAAUGACUGCCUUUCAAAAUCACAAAAUAACUUCAAUCUGCGACGUGCCACCAUCUUUGUUGAGGAAGACUUUUCAACCGGUGGUUAGCGAUAGUGACAUUGGAUUUGAUCAACAAAUGUUGGAUACUUUUGCCGACGACGAUGAUUUCAGUGAUCACGAUUCUCAUUAUUCGGAGGAUUUAGCAGAUGAUUACCAGCAUGAGCUCCUCACUUCCGGUCCAGGACCGGAUAUGACGCGUCAGCUUCUCGACUUUGCUGAUCUUGUAAAUAGUGAUAUAAAAAAGUUUUUUGGACCAAAGAAAGGGGCUGAGGAUUCGUGUGAUAUUUAUGCUGACAAAUGGAAAACAAUUAAAUCUGGGCGUGAACGCUAUUAUAGAGAUUUAUUGCGAAUCGCGGAAGGUGAUAAUGAUAUGAGCAGAAGUGCCAAGGAUGAUGUAGUUUUUGAGUCGAUACAAAAAGACGUAGAUAAUCGACACACUUUCACAGGACGGUUUGAUAAACGACUGGGAUUAGGACCAUUCAAGGAAUUGUUUGAACAUGGCUUAAAGGGAUAUUUCAAUGAAAAGAAGGCAAAAACUCGAGAAAGCAAAUCUGUGUCAACCGUGCCGAUGCAGCAGAGACGUUUUCCAGAGUCCUUCUGGAAGCAACCUGAACACUUAACUAAGAAAUGCCACAGUGCCCAUGUUCAUGUGAUAAACUCACCCAAACCACCCGAUUUUAGUGAUUUAUUAGAAACAUGGACGAUGAUGGGUGAUACUGAAUUUAAAGGAGACGUGUCUAGUGAUACGAGUAAUACGUCACCAGUUCCCGUGCACCAUCGUCGUGUUUGAAAUUAUCCGAAUGUAUGCUACUUACUUGCCAGGACUGCCAGCGCUCAGUAUUUAUGU
Messenger RNA from Patella vulgata (common limpet), 1017 nucleotides. RefSeq names its product protein PERCC1. The transcript is spliced from 2 exons. The coding region runs from base 112 to 960 and encodes 282 amino acids. Lineage: Eukaryota; Metazoa; Mollusca; Gastropoda; Patellidae. The record is from RefSeq and is a predicted model, not a curated record.